This is a messenger RNA of Suillus subaureus, 1859 nucleotides long. RefSeq lists its product as uncharacterized. The transcript is spliced from 5 exons. Lineage: Eukaryota; Fungi; Basidiomycota; Agaricomycetes; Boletales; Suillaceae. Gene Ontology annotation, molecular function: protein binding. The record is from RefSeq and is a predicted model, not a curated record. The coding region runs from base 258 to 1709 and encodes 483 amino acids.
CGCAAAUCAGCAGGGUUGUGGGAAGUAGCCAGACCUGUCAGCACGACUGGAAGAUCGCGUUGUGGAUUCUGCAUUGUAUAGUAUUAAGGUUGAGUGAGAGAGAGAGAGAGAGAGAGAGAGAAAGGUUUACGAAGGAAAUCGUUAAGACGCGGUACCCUACAGGCGAGGGAUGACAUCAUAAACAAGUAGUCGCAUAUUUUCACGUAAGCUUAGACGUCGACGUUCACCUCGCCUUAAAAGCUAGAAGAAUACGUAAAAUGGGUCAGCUCUUUGGAAUUUUGCAGGAACCAAAGAAUACGUGGUCGCUUCCUCCCGAACUUUGGCAGCAUUGCUGGAGUUUCCUGGAGGUUGAUGAUCUCCUUGCUGUGUCAUCUACUUGUCGGUCGUUUCGUUUUAUCUGCAAAGACCUGUUGUUCAAACACAUCACCACUACAAUCCCAUACAAGCGCACCAUCCGGCACAUAUUCCAGCCUCGACAUAAAGAUGUUGCACGAAUCGCACGAGCACGCCGACUUCUUCUUCGUCUUCACGCCCUUCAAAGUGACAGUGACGCUCGGGAGGUACUCGGGCUAGUAGAGACGUGGAGCAUCAGGACCUUUGGAUCGCCUGCUCCGUUAGAAGAAACAGAGAUCAUGCAAUACGACAAAGCCAGCUUCCCCUUCGUACAACCAUCCUUCUCGAUUUUCCUCAUUUUGCCGUUAUGCCGAAACCUUCGUGUGCUGAGCAUUUCAGAUGUUCAGAUUGAGGAAGAGCGCUGGUCUGUGCUGGUAAAAAUCCCUCAGCUGGAAUACCUCAACAUGGAACGAUGCGAUCUAUCAUCCACCGACAAGGUUAUGAAGCUCAAAGUCGUAUCAAUUACUUAUGAGGCACAUCAAAGACUCACACUACUCGACCUCACCUUCUCAAACUCUUUCCUCCUUGGACUCGCUCGGGUGGGGCAGUUCGAGAACCUAAAGCAUCUUUCUGUGGUGGUUCCGGAAACUCACAUGGACACGCUGUUUGCCUUCUUGAGUGGAACACCUUCACUCACAUCGCUCACCAUUUCGAAUUUCUCAACCAUGGCUAAGCCUAGUAAGCCGGUGUUACAAUCUGUUGUCCUCAACCUCGUAGCCUAUGACGGUUUUCCGACUCUUAUCCCCAUUUUACUUCCUGGGCGGCCCGUCAAUGUUGUUUGUUUGAGGAUGAAUCACAGGACCGAUCCUCAAGCCAGUCUUGGGAAUCCGUUUGGCGUCUAUGACAACAAUGUUGUCUGCAAAGCAUUGAAUGAUUGUUCUGCGUCCACUCGCGUAGACAUCGUGCGCAUCCACCCAAAUCUUCGCCAUCUGCGGCUUGAUAUCCUCCGCACGCCAAAUAUUAAUAUGGGUGUUGACGAAGAAGAACCUAUGUCACUUAUCAUGGACAUGCUUGCUGAUACCAUGGAAGCGCGAGAUAGCGAUAACUUCUCACACCAUCCACUGUUCUUGAUAUCGGGUUUCUUAAAUUGGAUUGCUAACGGUCAUCUCCUACUUCCGGCAAACCUCGAGACGCUGCAUCUUCAUUAUUACCAAAAAUCGGUGACGGUCUGCGGUGAUGCCGCAAAGCAACGACUCCUCGUGCCAAAGAUCUCCGCAGCUUAUCCUGCGCUGCAUGAAAUUGAGAUGGGCACCACGCGCUGGUGGAGAGAGGGCAAUCGUUGGUCCCAUGAGGUGCUCGCACGCACUCAGCUGUGAGGUGUAGGGUUAUAGGCCGUCUUUAGUUGUGAACCACGUGGCUUUGUUACUUGUAAUAGGCUUUUGCCUGUGUAGGUCGUGUACAUCCCAACAGAAGCACCGACAAAGAAGCAUGGUUAUAGUUGGAUAUUAAGUCGCUCUUCUUUGGGU